Messenger RNA from Macaca mulatta (Rhesus monkey), 3865 nucleotides. It is a transcript of the gene NEK4, whose product is annotated as NIMA related kinase 4. Gene Ontology annotation, molecular function: ATP binding; protein kinase activity. The record is from RefSeq and is a predicted model, not a curated record. Gene Ontology annotation, biological process: protein phosphorylation. Lineage: Eukaryota; Metazoa; Chordata; Mammalia; Primates; Cercopithecidae.
CGCAGGACUGCUCCCGGCCCGGAUCGCUAUGGCAGCGGCGUGGUCGUGGGCUGGGACCCUGCGAUCCCGCCCGGGCCUGGCUGCCUCAACAGCCGCCCCCACUGCACACUUUAGGGCAUGAACCGAGCCUCCUGCUGCCGCCCGCUGCCCUACCCGCCGCUGCCGCCGCAUCCCGACUCUGGGCCAGCGCUGGGAACAUGCCCCUGGCCGCCUACUGCUACCUGCGGGUCGUGGGCAAGGGGAGCUACGGAGAGGUGACGCUUGUGAAGCACCGGCGGGACGGCAAGCAGUAUGUCAUCAAAAAACUGAACCUCCGAAAUGCCUCUAGCCGAGAGCGGCGAGCUGCUGAACAGGAAGCCCAGCUCUUGUCUCAGUUGAAGCAUCCCAACAUUGUCACCUACAAGGAGUCAUGGGAAGGAGGAGAUGGUCUGCUCUACAUCGUCAUGGGCUUCUGUGAAGGAGGUGAUCUGUACCGAAAGCUUAAGGAGCAGAAAGGGCAGCUUCUGCCUGAGAAUCAGGUGGUAGAGUGGUUUGUACAGAUCGCCAUGGCUUUGCAGUAUUUACAUGAAAAACACAUCCUUCAUCGAGAUCUGAAAACUCAAAAUGUCUUCCUAACAAGAACAAACAUCAUCAAAGUGGGGGACCUAGGAAUUGCCCGAGUGUUAGAGAACCACUGUGACAUGGCUAGCACACUCAUUGGCACACCCUACUACAUGAGCCCUGAAUUGUUCUCAAACAAACCCUACAACUAUAAGUCUGAUGUUUGGGCUCUAGGAUGCUGUGUCUAUGAAAUGGCUACCCUGAAGCAUGCUUUCAAUGCAAAAGAUAUGAAUUCUUUAGUUUAUCGGAUUAUUGAAGGAAAGCUGCCACCAAUGCCAAGGGAUUACAGCCCAGAGUUGGCAGAACUGAUAAGAACAAUGCUGAGUAAAAGGCCUGAAGAAAGGCCGUCUGUGAGGAGCAUCCUGAGGCAGCCUUAUAUAAAGCGGCAAAUCUCCUUCUUUUUGGAGGCCACAAAGAUAAAAACCUCCAAAAGUAACAUUAAAAAUGGUGACUCUAAAUCCAAGCCUUUUGCUACAGUGGUUUCCGGAAAGGCAGAAUCAAAUCAUGAAGUAAUCCACCCCCAACCACACUCUUCUAAGGGCUCCCAGACAUAUAUAAUGGAUGAAGGCAAAUGUUUGUCCCAGGAGAAACCCAGGGCCUCUGGUCCCUUGAAGUCACCUGCCAGUCUGAAAGCCCAUACCUGCAAACAGGACUUUAGCAAUACCACAGAACUAGCCACAAUCAGUAAGGUAAAUAUUGACAUCUUACCUGCAAAAGGGAGGGAUUCAGUGAGUGAUGACUUCGUUGAGGAGAAUCAGCCAAGACACUUGGAUGCCUCUAAUGAGUUAGGAGGUAUAUGCAGUAUUUCUCAAGUGAAAGAGGAGAUGCUUCAGAACAACAGUAAAUCCAGUGCCCAGCCUGAAAACCUGAUUCCCACAUGGUCCUCUGACAUUGUCGCUGGGGAAAAAAAUGAACCAGUGAAGCCUCUGCAGCCCCUAAUCAAAGAACAAAAGCCAAAGGACCAGGAUCAAGUUACUGGUGAAUGUACUAUAGAAAAACAGGGCAGAAUCCACCCAGAUUUACAGCCGCACAACUCUGGGUCUGAACCUUCUCUGUCUCGACAGCGACGGCAGAAGAAGAGAGAACAGACUGAGCACAGAGGGGAAAAGAGACAGGUUGGCAGAGAUCUCUUUGCUUUCCAAGAGUCGCCUCCUCGAGUUUUGCCUUCUCAUCCCAUUGUUGGGAAAGUGGAUAUCACAUCAAUACAAAAAGAGGCUGAAAACCAGUGUAGAGUGGUCACUGGGUCUGUGAGCAGUUCAAGGAGCAGUGCGAUGUCAUCAUCAAAGGAUCGACCAUUAUCAGCCAGAGAGAGGAGGCGACUAAAGCAGUCACAGGAAGAAAUGUCCUCUUCAGGCCCUUCAGUGAGGAAAGCUUCUCUGAGUGUAGCAGGGCAAGGAAAACCCCAGGAGGAAGACCAGCCCAUGCCCGCCCGACGGCUCUCCUCUGACUGCAGUGUCACUCAGGAAAGGAAACUGAUUCAUUGUCUGUCUGAGGAUGAGUUAAGUUCUUCUACAAGUUCAACUGAUAAGUCAGAUGGGGAUUGCAGGGAAGGGAAAGGUCAGACAAAUGAAAUUAAUGCCUUGGUACAAUUGAUGACUCAGACUCUGAAACUGGAUUCUAAAGAGAGCUGUGAAGAUGUCCCAGUAGCAAACCCAGUGUCAGAAUUCAAACUUCAUCGGAAAUAUCGGGACACACUGAUACUUCAUGGGAAGGUUGCAGAAGAGGCAGAGGAAAUCCAUUUUAAAGAGCUGCCUUCAGCUAUCAUGCCAGGUUCUGAAAAGAUCAGGAGACUAGUUGAAGUCUUGAGAGCUGAUGUAAUUCAUGGCCUGGGAGUUCAGCUUUUAGAGCAGGUGUAUGAUCUUUUGGAGGAGGAGGAUGAAUUUGAGAGAGAGUUCUUUCAGCCUCACCAUUCAGUGAGUCCCGAGUUCUUGUCCUGUGACCAGGAAGAGGUACGCAGACAAGUGAAGGGUACAUUUGCGGGAGCACAUGGGUGAAAAGUAUACAACUUACAGUGUGAAAGCUCGCCAGUUGAAAUUUUUUGAAGAAAACAUGAAUUUUUGAGUGUUUGUCCUAAUCUGCUGCCGGAAUUAAAGACCUAUUUUUAGAGAUUUUUGGCUUAAAAAACAAGGGCAAACAGUCAUUUGGAAGCCAUUCACCACUGUUUUAUAUCUCUUUUUAUAUCUCUUUGGGGUUUUCCUACAGAAAAGAAAUUGGACAGCAGGAUCACGAAAGAAAAAAAACUUUGGCUUUCAUAUUCUGAGGACUAAUCUGUUGUUUGUUUGAUUACUGUUUACUGAGCCUUAAUCCACCAAGUUUAUAUCUAGAAUUUUAUUUUUUUAAGGUACUGAUUAGCUUAAACAUAGGGCUUGAAAAAUUUUGGAUUGAAAUUUUUUGGAUUGAAAAAAUUUUUUUUUUUUUUUUUUUUUUUUUUGAGACAGAGUCUUACUCUGUCACCCAGGCUGGAGUGCAGUGGUGCAAUCUCAGCUCACUGCACGCUCUGCCUCCCAGGUUCACGCCAUUCUCCUGCCUCAGCCUCCCAAGUAGCUGGGACUACAGGCGCCCGCCACCACGCCUGGCUAAUUUUUUUGUAUUUUUAGUAGAGACGGGGUUUCACCAUGUUAGCCAGGAUGGUCUCCAUCUCCUGACCUUGUGAUCCGCCCGCCUUGGGCUCCCAAAGUGCUGGGAUUACAGGCAUGAGCCACCAUGCCUGGCCAUAAAUUAUAAAAUUUAAAAAAGUCAAUUCACAGUUCUAGAAAUAGAUUUAAAGAAUAUGAAGUUCUGUCUAGUACUUGAGCAGCUGAAUUUCUUUUCUACACAUUGAUGGACUUUUAAUAUUUUAUUCUCAUUUAAUAUAAACCUCAUCUAGGGUAUAUACAAAUUAAAACUGAGAUACAUUGCCUUUGUAAAUUAGUAUGUUUUUACAUAAUGGUCUUGUUAGAUUUAUUUUUCCAUCAGUGAAAACAUUUCUUAAACACAAAUUUCAUUUCGGUUUAAGCAAUUUGUAAGCAGUCUAGUUCCAUUUAGUUUUUGGAUAUAUUUAAUGUUUGUCUCCUGAAGUUUGUCUUCAUGUACUUUAAGAUAUUAGUUGUCGUUCCAUGUUUUAAAUGUAUGAUUAUAUAUCACAUAUUUUAUUAGUGAAAUGUUUAAGAAGAGGUAAUACCCAUCUAGGAAAGAAAUUUUAUAAAGUUAAAUACAAGUCUUGAAUAGUACAUUUUCACUUCUGUAUUCGAGGGACUCUAAAAAUAAAUAUUGCUCUAGAAAUGUU